CUGCCAAAACCCUCCGGUGGGAAGAGGAGCUGUGCCACCCACAGCGGGGUGGAGGGCAUGGAGGGAGGCCCACCUGGCCGUGCCACUGUCCCCAAAACCAUCCCAGAGGAGCCCCCCAUCCCAGGCAGCUCUGACCUGGCGUCCCUCACAGAUCGCCCCUGGCUGACGGAGUCCAAGAAGGUGCAGAAGCUCCAGGACAAGAUCUACGUGGCCCUGCAGCACGAGAUCCAGAAGAAACACUCCGCCGAGGACAAGCUCUCGAAGAUGGUUUCCAAGCUGCCCUUGAUGAAGACCAUUUGCAACCUGCACUUGGACAAGCUGGAAUUUUUCCGCCUCCUGCACCCGGAGACCGCCAUGAACUUCCCCCCCCUGUACAAGGAGGUUUUCAACUCGGAGCUCCAGUACAGCGACCCUCGGGAGAGCUAAGGCCGGGAGCCACCUCGAGGCCCUUCGAGCCCCCUCCCCACCCCCCCCCAACCCCCCCAAAUUUGGAGACGAACUGCACUUCAGAGGUUUGGGGCAGUUUAUUUAAAUCCAGUCAAUCAAACUCAAG
Empidonax traillii (willow flycatcher) is the source of this 553-nucleotide messenger RNA. RefSeq names its product nuclear receptor ROR-beta-like. NCBI's taxonomy places the organism in Eukaryota, Metazoa, Chordata, Aves, Passeriformes, Tyrannidae. Bases 58 to 426 code for a protein of 122 amino acids. Gene Ontology annotation, biological process: regulation of transcription by RNA polymerase II. The transcript has 2 exons. The record is from RefSeq and is a predicted model, not a curated record. Gene Ontology annotation, molecular function: nuclear receptor activity; RNA polymerase II cis-regulatory region sequence-specific DNA binding. Gene Ontology annotation, cellular component: nucleus.